AUAGCCAGGGUUUGUAAACCAUGUGCGAAUCGAAGAAACCAAACAAACGGUAAAACCCCAUGUGGUGAAUGUUUGCGAAAGAAAUGAACUCGGUGCGGUAAACAUAGUUUGUUUACAGUUUACGACAAACAGACGAUGCAGCAUAGAAAGCCGGCUACAACUCGUUUGCUAUUCAAGUGAUGCAGAGUUCUACGUGCGUAUUAUUUGCAAUAUGGAGGAAACGGGUAAUGCGAUGAGCCUCGAAAACGACGAUCUAGAUUUGGAACUUGCCUGCUCCGCGGAACAGGCCGAACAGGAAGAGAAAGCCGCACAAGAAACCAAGGAAGAUGAUGCCUUGACGCAGCUGGUGAAUGCUGAAGAGUUUCUGGCAUCGGAAGGUGUUCCGCUGCUCGAGUAUGAAAAGCAGAUGUUUUUUGACCUUUUGCAUACGGAUGCGUUGGUCGUUUGUGCGAAGGGCAUCGCCUACGAACGAGCGAUGCUAAAUCUGUUGAAAAUUUUCUGUGACACCUCUACGCUCGUGCUCGUCGUAAACUGUUCUGAAGCGGAGGAACAAUACUACCGAACGAAUCUGGAUCAUUCGGAGCACAUUCACGAGUCGGCUAAAACGGCAGCGGAACGAGAACGGACGUAUCUGCAGGGUGGUAUUCAAUUUAUCAGUACACGCAUUUUGGUGGUGGAUUUGUUGAAAAAUCGCAUCCCAAUCGAACUGAUAACGGGCAUGUUUGUGGUGCGCGCACAUGAAAUUGUGGAAUCGUGCCAGGAAGCGUUCGCGCUCCGUUUGUACCGGCAGCGCAAUAAAGUGGGCUUUAUUAAAGCGUUUUCUCGCAACGUGGAAGCAUUCACAUACGGGUAUGGACACGUGGAGAAGGUGAUGCGCAAUCUGUUCGUGAAAGAGCUAUUCAUUUGGCCCCGGUUUCACAUGACCAUCCAGCGGUCGUUGAAACCGUACGAACCAUCCGUGAUCGAACUGCAGAUACCGAUGACACAGAACAUGAUUCUUUUGCAAACGAAUUUGCUCGAUCUGAUGAACUAUCUCGUGAAGAGCAUUAAGAGUUUGAACCGAUUCGUCGAGCUGCAGGAGGUGACAGUGGAGAACUGUGUCACGAAGAAGUUCCACAAGAUAUUGCAAGCCCAGCUGGAUACGAUCUGGCACCAGUUAAGCUCGCAAACAAAAUUGAUUGUGGCCGAUUUGAAGGUGCUGCGCAGUUUGAUGAUCUCCUGUCUCUAUGGUGAUGCCGUAUCGUUCUAUGCUCUUCUGAAGCGCUAUCGAACGACGGAAUACGCGCUAAACAAUUCCGGCUGGACCUUAUUGGAAGCAGCGGAAAAAGUGUUCACCAUAGCGAAGGAGCGUGUAUUUAACCGUGAAACUGAGUUCGAGCCAGAACUUUGCCCGAAAUGGAAAGCCCUUACGGACGUGCUGAGAGUCGAUAUUCCAAACGACAUCAAGGAAAUAGCGAGCAAAAUGCGCAAACAGGAAGAACGGCAAAAGUUUAUGCAGCAACAGGUGAAAAUAUUGAUACUCUGUCAGGAUUCGCGGGCCUGCUAUCAAUUGAAUCAGUUCCUUACACAAGGCCCCGAACGUUAUCUGUUCUAUCAAGCCAUCAAGAACGACAUAUCCGUUGCGAAGCUGUCGGAACAGUUUCAGCACAUCUCAACCGAAACAGACGGUGCAGCUUUCCGGAUACAAGAGUUUGAACCAGUCGCAAGGCCAAAGCCAACUGCUUCGAAUGUUUCAAGCGCGCCGAAAGCAUCCACCAGCAAGGAGGAACCAUCGGUAAAGGGAGGAUUUUUGCGUGAUCGAAUCGCGAAAAAGCGCCGUGAAGCGGCAGAGGAAGAGGAAGCACGUAAGCGGAAGGAAAUGGAGGAACAGGAAGCAAGGGAGCGGGGUGAAGGCGAUGAGAGUGGCGCGAAGAAAUCGGACAUGGAAAAUGAUUUGGCUGGGGUGUGUAAGGAUGAGCAGGAUCAUCAGCAAUACUUUCGCGAUUCGUACGUACUGACCAUGUCGCAGCGGCCGCUGAUGGCAGAAGCGCCGGAUACCGAUCCAUUACAGUUCGAUAUCAGCAUGCUGGAGAGCGGUGUAUUUGAAUCAUUUAUAGAGAUGGAACAGAUGGACAUAACGACCGCCGUGAAGGAUUCGAACCGUCCGCUGGUGUUUAUACAAACGUUCAAAAGCGAAUCGAGCGGGCUAGGAUCGUUGGAUCGUACGCUGGAACAUAUCCGGCCACGGUAUAUUGUGAUGUAUCACACGAACGUAACCGCUAUUCGGCAGAUUGAAGUGUACGAAGCCCGACAACAGAGGCAACUGAUGGCUCGUGUGAGAGUGUUUGCUAUCAUACACUCGAAAACGGUCGAGGAGCAAUCGUAUCUGACCUCGCUGCGACGUGAGAAACAAGCCUUCGAGUUUCUGAUUGAAACGAAACGGACCAUGGUUGUUCCGGAGUACCAGGACGGCAAGUCGGAGGAUACGAUUAUGAUGUUGCAAAAGAAGCAGGAAAUCUCUAGCCGACAGGCCGGUGGCCAGGAGGCUAAAGAUCCGGCAGAAAUUGUAACACCGCGCGUGAUCGUAGAUAUGCGUGAGUUCCGCUCGGAUUUACCUUGUCUCAUUCACAGAAGAGGCAUCGAUGUUGUGCCUCUGACCAUCACGAUUGGAGACUACAUCAUCACACCGGAGAUAUGCGUGGAGAGGAAAUCGAUUUCCGAUCUGAUCGGUUCACUGAACUCGGGCCGGCUGUACAACCAGUGCGUGCAGAUGACACGCUACUACGCCAAACCGAUUCUGCUGAUCGAGUUCGAUCAGAACAAACCGUUUCACUUUCAGCGCUACUUUAUGGUAUCGAACGCUGGCAGUUCCGGGUCGUCUUCCAGUGGUUCCAGCUACAACGAAGACAUCAUGGCUAAGCUGCAACUGCUUACCAUCCACUUUCCCAAGCUGCGACUCGUAUGGUCACCCAGCCCAUACUCGACCGCGCAACUGUUUGAGGAGCUAAAGCAGGGCAAAGCGGAACCCGAUCCGGACGUUGCCGUCAAGGUCGGGUCGGAUGAGGCAGCGAACGAUGAGCACGAUACGCUGGACGGGUUGGCUAAUGUGGAGGUGCAAGAAUUUUUGCUCAAGUUGCCCGGCAUUACGGCACGGAACGUGCGUCGCAUUAUGCGCCAGUGCACGAGCUUACGUGAUUUGACGCAGAAAACGGAGGCUGAGCUGGAGGAGCUGUUGGGUGGACAGGCACUGGCCAAACAGCUGUGGGAGAUACUGCACGUGGUGCACAAGCCGGCCAAGCCGGAUCCAACUGGAAAGCCUUACGGAGGGAAGUUUAAGCGUGGCGGCAAACGGUUUUGAUUGUUACGCCUAUGAAGUAUUUUUUUUUGGUAAUGUAUUGUUUGUUAAAUUUUGUAAUUUGUGUACAUAUCUAAAAAAAUAAAGAAACUCAUUAUGAAUGAA
Anopheles funestus (African malaria mosquito) is the source of this 3439-nucleotide messenger RNA. It is a transcript of the gene mei-9, whose product is annotated as DNA repair endonuclease XPF. Bases 212 to 3337 code for a protein of 1041 amino acids. Lineage: Eukaryota; Metazoa; Arthropoda; Insecta; Diptera; Culicidae. The record is from RefSeq and is a predicted model, not a curated record. Gene Ontology annotation, molecular function: single-stranded DNA endonuclease activity; damaged DNA binding; single-stranded DNA binding. The transcript is spliced from 6 exons. Gene Ontology annotation, cellular component: nucleotide-excision repair factor 1 complex. Gene Ontology annotation, biological process: double-strand break repair via homologous recombination; resolution of meiotic recombination intermediates; nucleotide-excision repair involved in interstrand cross-link repair.